Molecule: messenger RNA, 2227 nt
Organism: Ricinus communis (castor bean)
Lineage: Eukaryota; Viridiplantae; Streptophyta; Magnoliopsida; Malpighiales; Euphorbiaceae
Product: arginine--tRNA ligase, cytoplasmic
Exons: 17
Coding region: 274-2121 (615 amino acids)
Biological process (GO): arginyl-tRNA aminoacylation
Cellular component (GO): cytoplasm
Molecular function (GO): ATP binding; arginine-tRNA ligase activity
Source: RefSeq, a predicted model, not a curated record
CAAAAAGUUAUUUUACCUUAACCCCAGCCCAGUUACAAUUGGAAAACCCAAAGAGAGGGCCUAGCCACCAACGGAAGAGAUGACUGUCGACUAUAUCGGAAGCCAACACAGGCAACACUUUCCCGGUUUCGUUUCCUAUUCCAAUUUCAAGAAAUCUAUAUUAGUCCCAAUUUCAAUCAAUCAAACCCUAACUUGGCUUAAAGGUCUCUUCUUUUUCCACGGACAUAGCUCAAGCUCUUCCCCUCCCACUUGGCCUUCAUCGAUUAGUCCCUUAUGCCGCAGUCAGCGUCCUUCUCCACAUCCACGCAUCAACACGGUCUCGCCUCGCCUGAACCGAACCAAUUAUGCUCUGCCCCAGCCGAAGAGGAGAAUAUGGGGAAUUUGAAGAAGCAAUUAGCCAAAUUGAUUGCUGUUUCACUUAGAACAACACUGCCUACUCAAUUCGAUAUUGACCCGCUCGUUGCUUCCUGCAGAACAAAAUUUGGUGAUUACCAAUGUAACAAUGCCAUGGGUCUUUUCUCUAAAUUGAGAGGAACAAAUAGCAAUUAUCAAAAUCCUGUAGCUGUUGGACAGGCUAUCAUGAGAAAUCUUCCGUUCUCUAAAAUGAUAGAGUCCUCUUCGGUGGCAGGACCUGGAUUCGUGAACAUUGUUUUAUCUAACAAGUGGAUGGCUGAGAACAUUCAAAAAAUGCUUGUCAAUGGUAUUGAAACUUGGGCACCUAAGCUUUCAAUCAAAAGGGCUGUGGUUGACUUCUCAUCUCCCAAUAUUGCAAAAGAAUUGCAUGUUGGCCAUUUAAGAUCUACCAUUAUCGGUGACUCGCUAGCUCGCAUGCUUGAGUUUUCAAAUGUUGAAGUUCUUCGACGAAAUCAUGUUGGUGACUGGGGGACGCAGUUUGGUAUGUUAAUUGAAUUUCUCUUUGAAAGGUAUCCAAACUUUGAAGAUGUCAAUGAAUGCGCCAUUGAUAAUCUACAGGCAUUUUAUAAGGCAUCAAAACAGAGGUUUGACAUUGAUUUUGAAUUCAAGGAGAGAGCACAGAAAGCAGUGGUCCGCCUCCAGGGUGGAGAACCCAAGUACCGCCAAGCUUGGGCACAAAUAUGUGAUAUCAGCAGGAGGGAGUUUGAUAUGGUCUAUCAACGCCUUAGGGUUCAGCUAGAGGAAAAGGGAGAAAGCUUUUACAAUCCAUACAUUCCUGGGGUUAUAGAGGCACUAACCCAGCAAGGAUUAGUUGAAGAAAGUGAAGGUGCUCGUGUGAUAUUUAUUGAAGGUUAUGAUAUACCUCUUAUUGCUGUGAAGAGUGAUGGUGGUUACAACUAUGCUUCUACUGAUCUGGCUGCUCUUUGGUAUCGCCUUAAUGAGGAGAAAGCCGAGUGGAUUAUUUAUGUUACUGAUGCUGGGCAGAACCAGCAUUUUGAAAUGGUUUUCAAAGCUGCCAAACGUGCAGGUUGGCUCCUAUCUGCUGAUAAUUUGUACCCAAAAGUUACUCAUGUCGGUUUUGGCGUUCUUAAAGGGGAAGAUGGAAAGCGCUUUAGAACUCGUUCCACUGAAGUGGUUCGAUUGGUCGAUCUCCUUGAUGAAGCCAAGAUGCGUAGUAAAACAGCACUAAUUGAGCGUGGUAAGGCUGAAGAGUGGACUGACGAUGAGCUAGAGCAAACAGCUGAGGCUGUUGGUUAUGGUGCUGUUAAGUAUGCUGACCUAAAGAACAACAGAAUGACUGAUUACAAAUUCAACUUUGAUCAGAUGCUUAAUGAUAAGGGCAAUACCGCUGUUUACUUGCUGUAUGCGCAUGCUCGUAUCUGUUCAAUCAUCAGAAAAUCUGGUAGAGACAUAGAGGAGUUGAAAAAUACGACUACACUAGUGUUGGAUCAUGCGGAUGAGCGUUCCUUGGGGCUUCAUUUACUACACUUUGCUGAGACUGUUGAAGAGGCCUGCAUCAACUUGUUGCCGAGUGUUUUAUGCGAAUACCUCUACAGUUUAUCUGAAUACUUCACUAAAUUUUACUCUAAUUGCCAGGUUGUUGGAUCAGGAGAGGAAAGAAGCAGACUCUUGUUAUGUGAAGCAACAGCCUUGGUCAUGAGGAAAUGCUUUUUCCUUCUUGGAAUUGUACCUGUUUACCAGAUAUGACAUUGUUACAAAAUAAUUUAUAAUUGUUAUGCGACUCGAUUAGUGAUUUUUUGUUUGGCACCUUUGAGAAUUGUAUAUAAAUUAAAAUUAGUCUUGUUUUUUCUUU